Strigops habroptila (Kakapo) is the source of this 2439-nucleotide messenger RNA. RefSeq names its product poly(rC)-binding protein 3-like. Gene Ontology annotation, biological process: negative regulation of mRNA splicing, via spliceosome. The record is from RefSeq and is a predicted model, not a curated record. Gene Ontology annotation, molecular function: mRNA binding. The transcript has 15 exons. Bases 530 to 1588 code for a protein of 352 amino acids. Gene Ontology annotation, cellular component: cytoplasm; nucleus. Lineage: Eukaryota; Metazoa; Chordata; Aves; Psittaciformes; Psittacidae.
UUUGGUUUUUUUUUCUUUUAUUUUUCUUUUUUUCCUUGGGGAUUCUCCUCUCUCCUGCCAGACUGACUUGCACCUUCUUGAUAAUUUCUCUUCCCCUCGUUUUUUUUAUACUCUUCUCCCUGCUUCCAAACCCUGUGUCUGUGUGUUUCAAUACUAUCACAACCUCUGCUAAAAAUAGAUCUUUUUAUAUACCCUUUCUCCUCUCUGACCCCAUCCAACACCCCUUGUUAAGGAAACCAUCUUACACCAAGAGCAAGAAACGUAAAUUCACUUGGCUGUCCCAUCUCUCUAAGGGACCUGAUGCAUGAGUGGACUAGAGAAAAUAAAGAGAAAAACAACUCCAAAGACCUACAGAUCAUCUUGCUGGCAGGGGCAUUUUCAACACUUUUAAAUAACUUCCUUGAGACAGCAGAGUGACUGCAACAACAGUUUUUUAAAUAUCACUGGUCUUCUGAAAAAUUGAUUAAGUAAAUAGAAAAAAACUCAGAAAAACGAAGCUGCUUUCAAGUAUUGAAGAUACAAGGCCAGGAUGAACACGAAGGACACAAAAGCGACUGAAGGAGGUCUCAAUGUCACGCUUACCAUUCGACUUCUCAUGCAUGGCAAGGAGGUUGGAAGCAUUAUUGGAAAGAAAGGUGAGACAGUUAAGAAGAUGAGGGAGGAGAGUGGUGCUCGAAUCAAUAUUUCAGAAGGCUCCUGUCCAGAGAGGAUUGUGACAAUAACAGGCCCAACAGAUGCAAUUUUUAAAGCUUUUUCUAUGAUUGCACUAAAAUUUGAAGAGGACAUAAACGCUUCAAUGACAAACAGCACAGUGACAAGCAAACCGCCUGUAACACUGCGGCUCGUCGUCCCGGCAAGUCAGUGUGGAUCCCUUAUAGGAAAAGGAGGUUCCAAAAUCAAAGAAAUCAGGGAGUCCACAGGAGCGCAGGUGCAGGUCGCAGGGGACAUGCUGCCAAACUCGACAGAGCGCGCAGUGACUAUCUCAGGCACUCCUGAUGCCAUUAUCCAGUGCGUGAAACAAAUAUGCGUGGUUAUGCUGGAGUCCCCACCCAAAGGUGCCACCAUCCCCUACCGUCCCAAACCUGCCUCUGCACCUAUCAUUUUUGCAGGUGGCCAGGUAAGAGCAGACACCAUUUUGGCUUCAGCUGGAAACCACACCGUCUUGGCCCAACCUCAGCCAGCGCCUGCGUUCACGAUUCAGGGGCAGUAUGCCAUCCCUCAUCCAGACUUGACCAAGCUUCACCAGUUGGCUAUGCAGCAUCCCCCCUUUACUCCCCUUGGGCAGACCACCCCUGGUUUCCCUGGACUGGAUGCCACUACUCCAACCAGUUCCCAUGAACUUACUAUUCCCAAUGAUUUAAUAGGCUGCAUUAUUGGCAGACAAGGCAGUAAGAUAAAUGAAAUCAGGCAGAUGUCAGGAGCGCAGAUCAAGAUUGCUAAUGCCACAGAAGGCUCCGCAGAACGACAAGUUACAAUCACAGGAUCCCCUGCAAACAUCAGCUUAGCACAGUACCUCAUUAAUGCAAGCAUAUACUUUCUCAAAUCUGAAUGUCUGGGAGAUGCUAUGCAAUCAAUGGUCCACGCAUAACUGAGAAGAUUCCUUCUAAGCUGAAGAAUUAUCUGAAUGGCUAAUGCUAGCAAAAUGUAUCCACCAUUGCUUUUGUAUGAACAUUCGCUCUGUUUAUAGUGCUGACCGCUUUAAAAUGAGCAAUGAUAAGUUUUUUUGCACCACUUUUCUUAGCAGGUGAUGUAUGAGCAGUUAUUUGCAAUUAAAAUUAAAAAACUAGCAAAUACUCUAGGGAAAGAUUGAGAACACCAGAUGUAUCUUUAGUGACAGUUUUAUAUUGUACAAAAGGGCAGAUAAAAACCUGUUCCGGGAAGACUUUCUGUGCAAUGCCGAGCAGUAAAAAAUACAGGGAAAAAAGUACAGAAAAUGUGUGGCCAACGUAUGUGUUUCACACAAAAUCUUUUGUCACUUUCCCAAAUUUUGGGGUUCCUUUCCAGUACAUUAAAAUUAACCGCAAACCCCAGGUUACCUACACUUUAUAGAUCCUUUUUGAAAACGACAAACGGGUGGUGUUUUGUUCUGUGUUUUUCAAGGUUAAAAUAUGAAUAUUUUGCAUCUGAACAAGAGCCCACAAUUACGUCCUGUUUGGAUACAGGAUGCUGAUCUGAGUUAUAGGCUACCUUAUUUAAACACGAUUUAACAAACGUAACUAGAUACUGACGACUGGAUCCUGAUCAAAAGCUUUUUCAACUUAAUUUCCCAUUAAGUGGAAAACAGAAGGAAUCCUUUGCUCAUUUAUAAAGUGCAUUUAACCAUACACUGCAUUGCAACAGCUGAUAAAUGCAGAUGUCAGUCAUUCUGCAGAGCUGCAUGAGACUGUUGUUUUCCUUAUUGUGUAUAGUAUUUAGAAUCAAUAAAAAUAGAUUCCAUUA